Drosophila erecta is the source of this 2020-nucleotide messenger RNA. RefSeq lists its product as uncharacterized. The coding region runs from base 548 to 1936 and encodes 462 amino acids. NCBI's taxonomy places the organism in Eukaryota, Metazoa, Arthropoda, Insecta, Diptera, Drosophilidae. The record is from RefSeq and is a predicted model, not a curated record. The transcript is spliced from 2 exons.
UCGUCACCAUCACGAUGGCUACGGCUGCUCUUCUGCGUCUUCUGGUGGGUGUCUUUUUCGGUUUUGUGGCAAUGGAAGCGCGACCGAGCCAGUUUCUCGCUCCGCUUGGGAGUCGCAUUUUCGGUUCAGCUGCGGGCGAGUUCGGAGGUGUUUUCUGGCCAACUAAAGGAUACUUCGAAAGGAAACUCAAGAGAUUGCUGCGCUGUUUGGAAACCACAUCUUAAAUACCUCAACGACAUGAAUAUUUUACAACCCAAGUUCUGGAAAAAUAGCUAAACCAAAUAUUACGAACAUAAAAGUGUUUAAAUUCUACUAGCGAACGGAAUUACAAUGGACAAAAGUUCUUUAUAGAAAAGGAGUUUACUGGAAGAUCUAAUUCCAUUUGAACAUACAAAUUUUGUGAUAUAGUGAACGUAACGUUUGGAAACCAGUGAGAAUUAACAGAUUUAAGAAUUCUGAAGAACGAGAUUCUAGAGAUAGUCAGAAGCAAGCGAAGUACUACAGCCUGAGCAAAUUGUAUUACCCGCUCCAUGUUUGCAAUACCGCCAUGUCAGGAUACGUGAGCCGGGAUUUCAAUGGGCUGCAGUUUCUGCUGGCCAUGUGUUCUCUGCUGCAGGUAACCCUCUGCCAGCCGUAUCAGCUGCCCCACCGCUGCUCCAACCGGCUGGAGAAUGCGCUGGAGCACAUGCGUCGACGCAGUGUCCAGACCAAGAGCUCAUCCGCAUCGCGAGCCAUGUGGGAGCCGCCACCGCAGAGUCCGUACCAGUUGUACCACAGUUUCUACGGCCAGCACAGCGAUCCGGAGGACGACUUCUACAAUGUGGGUGCCUACAGCAGCGGACGUGGCUAUCACGCCAAGCUCCUGCACCGAAAUGGACAAGCCCAUCCCUUCUCCGAUUCGAGCAGUGCUCUGGAACUGGAAGAUUUGCUGACGGUCAACCAACAGAGCCAGCAGCACAGACAGCCCCACAAACUGACCAUUUCCCGCGUGGAUGUGGAGGAUCUCAAGGUGCGAGUGCCGCCGGCGAAGGCCGCCAACCGUUGGGUGGAGAUCGACAAGUGCAAGUUCAGCACGGAGAACUCCACGCUGGACACCCGCCUCAUCUUUCCGGAUCUUACGCUCAGUGGCAAGGUGGUGAUGCAGCCGAUGGGUGGAAAGUGCCACAUGAUUUUGAGACUGCGACACGCGGGCAUCGAGUUUCGAACAGUUCCACUGGGAUCGGGACACUCCACCAACUACGAGCAGUCCCGGAGACUGGGAGCCGCCUCGGUGCGCACGGAUUCCCACUUCGCAGAGCCCGGAUUCAUAUCCGUCUUUGCUCAUGGUUGCCAGGGACCCACUGGGAUCCGGCUGCGCCAGAACUCCAAGCGGAGAUUCGGUAGUGCUCCGGAAGUGGAACUGGGCGAACCGCAUGUGAUUCUGGGCAGCAAGAGACCGCAGAGGUGGGGCAAGUACCAUCAGCAGGCGGGCUACGAUAUUCGCCAGGAUCGGGUGCCCCAAAGAACUAAGGAACACAGCCUAGAGCUGGGCAGCGAUAGCCAGGCACAGGACUCGGGUGAGUUCAUCGAUGUGAACGGGGACAACUUCUACCGGCGGCAGUUCAGCAAGAAGAGGCGACGCCGGCGGCGGUACGCCAAGGAGAACUUCGAGGACCAGGUGAACUUCAGCCAGGAUGUGCUGCACUUCGAGGACGAGCAGCUGCAGCAGCUGGUGGAGCCGGAUGCCAGAGCCUUUGCAGAUAUCUUCAGUGGGAGCGGCUCUAAGCCCAAUGGAGAUCGCGAGGAGCUAGUGGGCGAUGCCAUGUCCCACGAGCUGGAGAAGCUCUUCUCCAUGGGCGUACGUGGCCUGCUGACCACCUACAUGCAGCGGGCGCUCCAGCCGGCCAUCAAGGAGACCCUCAUGGAGAACAUGGGCUACACCCUCAGCUAUGGCUAAGACCACCACCUCCAAGGACUCCUAGUUUAAGUCCUAUUUAUGUACGUGCGAUGCGGUUGAAAUAAAAGCUUUAAGCGAAUCUUA